Molecule: messenger RNA, 1301 nt
Organism: Myripristis murdjan (pinecone soldierfish)
Lineage: Eukaryota; Metazoa; Chordata; Actinopteri; Holocentriformes; Holocentridae
Product: cathepsin K-like
Exons: 8
Coding region: 109-1104 (331 amino acids)
Biological process (GO): proteolysis
Molecular function (GO): cysteine-type peptidase activity
Source: RefSeq, a predicted model, not a curated record
CUUGGGGUUUCCUUCGACUUCCUCAAACACCGAACUCUAUAAAGUGACACGGUGACCUAGCUCAGCAGCAGAGACUUCAGCUGACUCUCCCACCGCCUCUGGACCAAAAUGAUGUUGCCGUGUGUGUGUGUGCUGCUGCUGGCCGCCUCGACUCUGGGCCUGCAGGACGAAGCCACCCUGGACGCCCAGUGGGAGCAGUGGAAGCUCACACACAGGAAGGAAUACAACGGCCUGGAUGAGGAGGGGAUCCGCAGGGCCAUCUGGGUGAAGAACAUGAGGAUGAUCGAAGCCCACAACCAGGAGGCGGCGCUGGGCCUCCACUCCUACGAGCUGGGGAUGAACCACCUGGGAGACAUGACGUCGGAGGAGGUGGUGGAAAAGAUGACCGGCCUCCAGGUCCCGCUGAACCGGGAGCGCAACUUCACCAUGGCUAUGGACGACAAGCUGGAGAGGCUGCCCAAGUCCAUCGACUACCGCAGGAAGGGCAUGGUGACCGCGGUCAAGAACCAGGGUUCCUGUGGCUCCUGUUGGGCCUUCAGUGCCGUAGGGGCCCUCGAGGGCCAGCUGGCCAAGAAGACCGGGCAGCUGGUGGACCUCAGCCCACAGAACCUGGUGGACUGCGACACUCAGAGCAGCGGCUGCAAAGGAGGAUACAAGACCAAAGCCUUCAGCUACGUGCAACGAAACGGAGGCAUUGACUCUGAGGCGGCCUACCCGUAUGUAGGAAAGAAACAGCAGUGUCGCUACCACCGGUCAGGCAGGGCGGCCCAGUGCAAAGGCUUCGGAGAGAUCCCGCGGGGCUCUGAGCAGCUGCUGGCUGUGGCGCUCUACAAAGUGGGUCCCAUAUCUGUGGGCAUCAACGCCUCGCAGUCAGGCUUCCAUUUCUAUAAGAGAGGUGUGUACUACGACCCCGGCUGCAGCAGAGCAAAGAACAAUCACGCCGUGCUGGCAGUGGGCUACGGAGUGACCGCCUCGGGCCAGAAAUACUGGAUUGUCAAGAACAGCUGGAGUAAGAGCUGGGGCGACAAGGGCUACAUCCUGAUGGCACGUGACCGUGGAAACCUGUGCGGCAUCGCCAACCUCGCCAGCUACCCGAUCAUGUGAGAGGACGAGGAUGAUGAGGACGAAGGGACCAUGCCUGGACUGCCUGAGCAAAACACACACACACACACAAACACAUACGCGCACACACAGACACAUGUGCACACACUUAUACACACAUGCACACAUACAUGUUGCACUUCAUUUAAGAGCUUUGCCAGCAAAAUGAAUCUGAAUUUGGAUUGAUCUGUAUUUUGUGA